This is a messenger RNA of Arabidopsis thaliana (thale cress), 417 nucleotides long. RefSeq lists its product as uncharacterized. The record is from RefSeq and is marked reviewed. Bases 1 to 417 code for a protein of 138 amino acids. NCBI's taxonomy places the organism in Eukaryota, Viridiplantae, Streptophyta, Magnoliopsida, Brassicales, Brassicaceae. The transcript is spliced from 3 exons.
AUGUUGACUGGUGGUGGCGGUGUAGAAUGCAGACAUGAAGAAUUUGACAGUGGAGAUGAAAGAAGAUCGGAACAUGGAGAGGAAGGCGGGUACCACUCUGUUUGCUCAACAAGCGGAGAGGACGGUGGAGAGAAAUUCUGCUCAUCAUCCAAACCCAAACCCAAAAAGUUUGUAAGUGCCAAUCCCCAUAGUCUAUUUGGUGGUGGUGUAGACCUUUUCUCCUUGGUGAUCAUUGCUGUGAUAUUCGUGGUGAUUGUGCAUGUCUUCCUUAGAAUUGAAGGUCGAGGCGACGGUGGUGACAGUGAGAAUUAUAUGUUGACAGAGGAUCAAAGUACAAAGACGACUGAUAAAAAACCGGACACGGAAGCUUUGAUGGCGGAGAAUCAGAGUACGAAGACGACUGAUCAUAAGCCAUAG